Symbiodinium necroappetens is the source of this 1275-nucleotide messenger RNA. The record is from the annotation of a GenBank genome assembly. Lineage: Eukaryota; Dinophyceae; Suessiales; Symbiodiniaceae.
GCCACAGGCAUGGGCAUUGAACCCCCGCUUAGCACAAUCGCUGCUGGAAACGAUGCUGCUGCAGCAUUGAAGCUUGCUGCCAGCCGCGGCUCUCCCGCACUGGCGGCUGCCAUUCAGGCAGGACAAUUUCCAAAGACUUCGGUCUAUGAGUUCGGCCCAAACGAUGCGCUGCACGCAGCGCCGGCACCUCCCAAGCCUACGCGGAUGUCGUUGAUGGCGGAGAAGCCACCGAAGCCACAGCCGAGGGAGGUGCCUCCAUCAGUCGUGGCCGCUGCCGCUGCCAUCGGCCGUGCUGUGGCUACGUUGCCGGGGGCAGGCACGCCGGUGCAUGGGCAAGCAACAGUUCCUUUCGCGGCCCCUGCAGCAGCGGGCCGUGUGGCGACCAACGACAGCAUAUCAGGCUCCCAAGUUAGAAGACGCCCUGUCCCAGCUGGCGACCCUUCAUGCGCAGACGCCGGAAAUGGCAACAGCAUUUGGCUGGUGGCGCCGGGGGUUUCAGCGGAAUCUCGUGUUGCUGUGCGAUUGCCGCAAAACGAGUUCACGUACAUUGACCGGCCGUGGUUGCACUUUGUCACUCGUUGGGCAGCUAUUGACACGGAGAUCCUUCGAUCCAUCGGUGAGGCACCCUUUUCCUUGAUCGACCUGGGUAGCUGCUGUGGCUUCUUCAGCUUGCAGGCAGCCGUGGCCUAUCCUCAGGCAUCCGUCUUCGGCGUGGAGGGGUCGGUUGGUAUCGGAAACGGUACGACUGGCUUAGAUGGUACGCAGGACCAAAUCAUUGCGACGAAGGCUGUUCAAACGCACCUCCGAUGGAUCAAUCGACUGAAAUUGCCAAACUGCUUCCUGGCGCCGGACGUCUGGGAUUUCAAGAAGGUUUCCGGCCUCGCAGCCGCUGGCAACCUCUGUGAUGUUCUCCUGCUGCUCUCUGUUGUCCAUCACGUGGACAAUGUUUCGACCGACCAGUACGCCGAGCAGGGCUGGAGCCGAGUGGAGGCCAGGGCCAAGCCAUGCCAAGCCGCUCCGCUCGCGUUUCUGCCGCCGUUCUUCUGCCGCCGUUCUUUGCUCGAGCUUCGCCGGACACCGGCACCGCCCGGUAGCUGGGCCGGGUCAGGUCAUGUCAGGUCGUCGGGAUUCCUGUGGCCAGGCCGGGGAGAAGCUGCGUCCGAUCCGCUGCUUACGGCAUCUCCUGUUCCCAGGAGCCAAGGCCAGAAAGCGUCCCAGGGUGCGUCGCAGGGCCGGGCCCUGAGUCAAACGAAACUGCACCGGAGUUCUGCUUGA